AUGCUAAGAUACGUGGUUGUUAUCUCAUUGAUCGGUUUUGUCUUUUCCGCCCCAGCGGGACAAGAAUCCGGUCCAAAAUCCCUUCUGGAGGAUGCCGUUGACGUGUACGCGUCCUGUGCCUCCGAGCCAGACGUAUCAGUUUGUCUAAAAUUGAAAGCAUUGAGAUUCGUUGACCGGGUCGCGAGAUCCGCGGACAUCAGUAUCGUAGAUGGGCUUAAAAUCGUUCAGACCGAGGAGGCCAAGAGAAGUCGUGCUGACAAUGCAAGGUCGUUGAAUGACAUCGAAGCUAGUUUGCCAACUGAAAUGGAAGCUCGUGAAGCUGCCGUCGAUGAGGCUCUUGUUGACAGGGCAGGAAAAUUCCUGUCAACUCACACCGUAGAGCUCAGUUUGCCCGAAGAAGUUUCACGGUCAUUCGACGAAGCCCGAGGUAAGAAGAAGAAGCUCGCAAAAACCUUAAUGCCACUUCUGCUUCUCUUGAAAAUGAAAUUCGCGAUUUUGAUGCCAAUCGUAUUGGGAGCUUUGGCUCUUCUGGCAUUCAAAGCCCUGGUGAUCGGCAAGAUCGCCCUGAUAAUAUCGGCUAUUUUGGGUCUGCAAAAGCUUUGGGCAAACAAGAACCACCAGAGCUACGAGGUUGUCGCUCACCCGGCCCACCACGAGGAACACCACGGCUGGGGCAGAUCGGCAACUGGAGCCGAGCUUGCCUACAACGCCUACAAGCCAACUAAUUAA
Molecule: messenger RNA, 729 nt
Organism: Cotesia congregata
Lineage: Eukaryota; Metazoa; Arthropoda; Insecta; Hymenoptera; Braconidae
Source: the annotation of a GenBank genome assembly